This is a messenger RNA of Manis pentadactyla (Chinese pangolin), 5758 nucleotides long. RefSeq lists its product as uncharacterized. The transcript is spliced from 2 exons. NCBI's taxonomy places the organism in Eukaryota, Metazoa, Chordata, Mammalia, Pholidota, Manidae. Bases 2159 to 3142 code for a protein of 327 amino acids. The record is from RefSeq and is a predicted model, not a curated record.
UCCUAUCCUAUCCGCUCCCCCCUCCACCCAGCCGCUGACCCACCCCCCACGCUCCCCCGGCAGGUAGGAGGGUAGCGAGGUACAGGGUAUGAGCCCACCCGGAGGCUCUCCCAGAAACGGGCUAACGGGACGGCUGCAAUGUCUAUAGAAGGAACGGCCGUGUGCCCAGGAGUUAGGCGCCCCGUCCCGGGCCUUGGCAGAACGUGCUUGACCGGUGCCGGACAGUUGUGGGGGGGGGGGGGGGCGGGCGGCGGGAGAGAGCACACGUUCGUUCUCUCGACCCAGUGAACGGGAGCCAGGGUCGGGUCCUCCUCCUCGUCGCCGAGGUGAGGCUCGGGGCCUCUGGGGGGCAAGGUGGCCAAGGCAGCCAAAGUCUGCAGGCUCACGUCCUGGGCUUCCGCGCUGCUCUGCCCGGCGUCUCUGCUCUCGGGGAGGUGGGUCCGGGAGCCCGGUGUCCUCCGUCCAGACAGGCACCUGUGCCAGAGCCCUGGCGACCCCGGGAGACGGCGCCGCGGCUGCCGACGAGAUUCUUCAGCUCGGGCGAGACGGGCUCCUCCCGGACAAGUGCCCUCGGCCCCUGGCCGGGGGCUCCACCGGAGCGGCCUCCUCUAGUCCCGCCCGGACAUGGGACAUGGCGGCCACCAGGUCCCGGAGCCGCUCCCGGGGCCUGUCUCGACACCUUCCGCGGCCUGACCCCGCUUCCCGCCCCCAAACAACGCCUGGCGGAGCUCUUGACCUCCCAAGGAUACUGUCCCUUGGCUCCACACUUCAUUCACUCCCUUGUCGCCCCUCGCCAGGAAGGGAGGGUGCAGGGCUCGCGGGAUUGGCAAAACCUUUUCCUCUUGAUGGCAGUAUUGCACCAGAAAUGCCAACCUGCGCUUCCUCCGCCUCCCCCAAGGCCCUCGCCCCGCCGCCCUUUGCUGAGGAAAAAAACGCCAGCCUGCUUCCACCCAGGCUGAGCUCUGAGCCGGCUCGCCAUCGCCAGCGGGGCCAGCUGGGGGUGGCGGUGGGGGCCGCCUCAAAAUCUGGCGCUCCCUCCCGCAGGGCUUAAGUCUCUGCCGGGUCCUCUCAGCCUGCCUCUGCGACCACAAAACGAACAAACAGCAAAAACGCAAGCACUGGCUUCCUGACUCCCCCUCGGAGAGGACCACCCUAGCGCGGGAGCCCGCCUUCUGUAUCCUCCCUCACUCCUCACGCCAGCGUUGCCCGGGACCUCGGGAAAAGGCUGCCUCUUGUGGGCACACUGUCCGGGCCCCGCGGGACCUACGUUCUCUCCGGGGCACUCUCACGAGUCACCCAGGGGCCCGGCUGGCCGUGAGGCCCCAAGCAGCUGGACACAGAGCUCCCACGGCAGGGCCAGGCUAUGGGAAACGCCCAGGUGCCGGUAGGCUCCCCGAGCCCUCGUGUGCCUCAACACCUCUGAGGGUCUGGCAGCCACGGGAGACGCCUCCUGCUUGCUUUCCUUCCCGUGAACCCGGGAAGGCGGCAUCGCCGGCACAUGCCUCUGACGUGAAGCGGCCUCUCGGCGCGCCCCGGGUCUCCUCCGACUUGGGUGGACAGGCGGGGCCCGUCUCCGCACGCGCGCGGGCUGAGGGCACGCACUCCUGACGCCGGCAGGUGCGGACGCGAGGCCGGGCGGGCGGGAGGGCACUUGGUCCACCGCCACAUCCAUCUCUUCCUCUAACCCUCCGACUGCCGCGCUUCCCGGGCGCUGGCAAAACUCUCAGGCGCAGGGCAAAACCCUCGAGUGCCGCCUCACCCCGAGAGGAGGCCUUCCGGAGCCACGCUCCACGAGAGACGCGUGCGCGGGCCGCGGGCCGCGGGGCAGAGCUGGACGCGCUUCCACACGGGCGCCCGCUGCCCGGGACCACCUACUUUUUCGGUCACUCGCAAUAGGGCAGGAGCUGCGUGAGGAAACCACACCCGCGGGUCCCAUCCCCGAGGCAGGGAGCAGGGAGCAGGGACCGACCGUGUUCUGUCCCUGCCCCUCGGCUGCUGUUACACAAAAGCCGUGCCGGGGAGGGAGAGCGGGUCACGCACGGCCCAAGGCUCCUUUUGGCGACGGCAGCCCGCGACACCCCGCCCUGUGGACUUUACCGGGAAGGGCUCCUGGGACUGCCGAACAAGUUCCUCCUGAGGACACGGAGUUGCCGCAGAAAUGCCACCCUGCCCUUGCUGCCGGGACCCUGCCCCUGCCUGCCCUCGGCCAAUGAAGAAAGGCCGACCAGACCAGCGGUCCGGCCUCGCUGAAGCACGGUGCCAGGCCGCCCGGAGAAGCCUCUUGAUUAUCUUGAGCCAGGGUAGGAAGCGUCCCUCCCCGUGGCAGGACUUGUUUCCAGAAGCGACACGGAGGGGACAGAAGGAAGAAAGAAUGACUGGAAGGGAGGAAGGAAAACACCCCUGGUUUCUGGCCACACGGAAGAAGGGACGUAUGCCUGUUCUCAAGUCGCCCUGGUUUGUCAAGAGACAGACUUGGGGAGCACGGGCAGGUCUAUACUAUACUGCAGGAUGCCCCCGCAUAACGCCACCGGGCCUCCCAACUCCCACCAAACCCGCUCCCACAAAACCUCCCCCCCCCCACCCCACCCCACCCGAGUGGCCCCUCUUAGUAGUCCCUGGAACAGCAAGAGCACGUUCCCAAGUCCUCCCUGGCCUAGCGGAGGGCCGGGGUACAAGCGAGCUGGGCCCAAGAGCGAGCAGGAGAAGACUGGGAAGAAGAGGUGUGGAGGGCUCCGCUCACAGCUGGGGGCGGGGACGGCCAGAAUGCCCUGCUUACAGGCCUGGCUCUUCUCAAAGGGUCUCCAACAACCUCUCCCCGAGUGGGGCUGGCACUGCCCCUUCCUGUGGGUCAGGUGGGGAGCCGAAUAGCCCUGUCACUGGCACUUGGCUUCACAGGCGCUGGGGGCCGGCCCAAACCAGGCCCAGGCCCCAAUCCCUUUCUACUCUCCCUUUUCAAAACUGCAGGAGACACCGACCUCAAAUUCCACGUACCAAGCAAGCGCCUCGAGCAACGUACGCAGAUGAUCUCGAUGCACGCCUGUGCGCCCUCUUUUUCCGGUUCCACAAACAGGACCUGACUGGAGAGCCUUUUCUACCUGUCGCUCACACAAGUCCGGAAUUCCGGUGCCCCGAACCCACCUGAGGAGUCCCUCCUUCUUCAGGCUUGCUCUGCCUUCCCCCCACAACCUCCCCCACCCCCCGGCGAGGAAAUACAUUCUAUUGGAAAAGGUGGAGGGGGAGGAGGGGUGGAAGGAGAGAACAAAGAGCACUCACUCACCCAGAACACCAGCGCCUAGAGGCGAGCGCCAUCUCCGUCCUCCUUUCUCCUCCUUUCCUCGACUGCGCUGCCUCCUCUGCAACGAGAGAGCCAAACGUCCUUCACUCGGGCAUGGAACCGCCCAGGUGCCCCAGUGCCCCGGCGCGGUGGCGGCAGGCGGCAGGCGGCUGGCGGCGGAUGCCCCCCGCCCAGGCAACCUCGGGGGUGCUUUCGGUUACCAUGCACACCAGCUCUUGGGGGCAGCCAGACCCAAACCUCCUGAAUAAAAAGCACAGCGUGAAAACCAACUCCACUCAUCUGUUCAGAAACUGCGCGGAUGCCACUCCGGGGCCUGACAAGGCAGCAGCAGCUCCUACAGAACCGUGUCGGGUGAGACCUUAAGAUCCCUUCUCCCACAGUCUCUUUCCCGUGGGGACCACAGCCACCAGCCCAUCGACCCGGCGUGUAGACUCGCAGAGCUUUCCUCCUCGGCCCUGGACCUCUGUGACUACGGCGGGACACCGAGGGACUUAACCGCGGGCAAGCCCGCGUCCUCCCACACAAAUGGCAUGAGUGGCAUAACGGGUACCCUCAACUGACUCAGGAGCUCCUUUCUUGACUCUGGGGAAGACGGGCACCAGCUAUCUCCUCAUCUCCUCUCUGGCCGCACACAGACCCACCGCGUUGACUCUCCGGGGACAAAUGAGGGCAUUUGCUCUAGGGUGUGGCCGAGUUGAGUUAGGACGUCGUACCCACGUGCCGGGAAACAUAUCCCGGUCACGCACACGAGCGCCUUGCUAAGAACCGAACCGUACGCCGGUGGGGGAGAGAAGAGGAGGGGAGGAAGAAAGGAGAGAGAAACCCAGCGUCCAAAGAGAAGGGGCACGUGCAGUAACCUAUGCUCCCGCUGCCGCCAGGGAGAGACGAGGGCACCCUAGCCCGGGCAGCCGUCAGAAAAGAAAACGGAGGGGGUCGAGCAGGGCAGGACGUUUCCUCUGCGCGGAUGUGCCAAGGCGCCGGGGGGACUUAACUCGCUGUGACAGCAGACAAAUGCAACGGACUGCGUAUUAAUUCCUGAGCCCUGUGGGCCCAGAGAGCAGGCCAAAUGAAGACGGCCCUCUGCCUCUCCGGCGUUUCACUUGCAUUCGGCCACGGGGGCAGAUGCCAAGGAAACGCUGCACGUGGCUCCCGUGAAGGGCGGCGGUGGCGGUGGUGGUGGUGGGGGGGACAGAGGGACAACUCGGGAGCUGUCAUCGUGCAACCGUUUGGGCUUUUGCUUUGGUUGGCAGACAUUCCUAUCCGCGGUGGCACCUCCAAGGCGGUCACGGGGAAAGUGCGAGAGAAGCGGAAGUGUACGAACACGUACACACGCACGUCUGUGUCCGCGUGUACACGUUUACGAGUGAACGAACGAGGGGUCUGAGAGUCGAGUACAGAUACACUCCCCCCAAAGGACAGCUUCCCAGCGGGGGGCUGCCGAACCAAUGGCCCUCACCGAGGCCACCUGACUGUGAAGAUGGAGCCACGGGGCUCUCCGCCCCCGUGCCGUGACCACCACCCGGCCCCGAACCAAGCACCGCCACCUGUCCACAACCAAACCGGGGCAGUCCGUGGCACAGACGCUGCCCGAGACCCCCGGCGGCGAGCCGGGGCGACUCACCUCCGUUCCCUGCCACCUGACGGUGAGACAGGGACCGUGGGUGUAGUCAGCGUAGGGUGAGGGAGGGCCUCCGGAGAAAAAGCACAGCAAGAUAAUUACAGUCAGAACAACGCGGCCAUGUGCAAAGAAGUCCCUACUGAAACUCUGUGAUAAGCAUUACGCAAAGCCAGACUCACACUAAUUCUCUAGGGUAAAGACACCAGACUAGGAAUAUAGGCAGGCAUCUUCAGUGAGAUCGCUUAAAACUCAAAAGGCCAGCAGCACCUUGGCCUGGAAUGCUUUGAGUGUUCCGCAGAUAAAGAAAAGUGUCUCAGCAUAACCCGUGACUUCACUGUAAAAUUUACCUUAGCCUGCUAAAAGGCCCUGCUUAUUUUAACCGUACCUAUGUGCUGUAUUUCCUUCUCUGAUCCUAACCAAGUGAUCCGCAACCUAGGAAAAAGACUAAUUUAGUAAGCAAGCCCAAGUAUAAACAGCCCAAGAAGUUAAGAAGGAAGAUUCUCAACUUACUUCAGCAAACAGGCAACAACCCAGCCCACCUUGGGGGGCAGGGCAGGCGGUCUUAAUUGACAUGGUCCCAGAGGGAAACUGCUCUCUCGAGAAAGAAUCAGAGCAGAAAAUUUCUUCUGUUGCUCGUCAAGAAUGAGCAUUCUGGGACCACUCAACAAGUCUGCACCCCUAACCCUUUACCCGUCAUUCCUGAAAAUCCUCAACCGCGCAUAAAACCCCUAGGCAGUGAGCCAACCACGGACUCUCUUGUGCCCUCCUGGCGUGAGCCGGGAGCUCUGUCCUCUCGCUUUCUCUCUCUAAAUAAAAGCCUGGCCUGUACGUACCUUGUUCUCCUA